ACACCUUACGAGACUGCCACGUAGGGGGAUAUAGUUGCCAUUUGUGAGGCAAAACGUUUGUGCGAUUUGUUUUCUUUUAUAUAUAUAUAUUUUUUUCUUUUUUGCAUCCCCUUGUUAACUUUAAAAAAAACAGCUGAGGAGCACCUUCGGCGAAGUGAAGAAAAAUUUAGCCGCCCCCAAGUGAGGAGAAUCCUCGCGCCGGCGACAGCAGUUCCGACAAUUCUCGAAAAAGUGGAAGUUCCUUUUUUUUGUUUACGAAUUGGUACACUAUCUUUUUUUUUCAUGCAGAGCGGAAAGUUCUACCAUCACGUUGCUGUGGAGGUAGCCAUAUGUUUGUUUAUGCCGUGAGAAGGUACAUAUAGGGGUCCCUCCAAGGGGAGAUAUACCAUUUUUUCGUUUUCUUUUUUUUUUUUCUGUUGCAAAAAUUCGGGGGAAUUUCCACUUUUGCCACAGUUCAUGCCUGUUCGGUGACACACCCAAUUGUGGAUACCCAGGGCGGGGGAAAAGAGCGCUCAUUUGUGAAGCACACAUGUGUGAGGGGUGGGGGCGCCAAGAAUAUGUAUCACUCACACGGUAUGCGAGUGUUUGUCUCGCUGCACAGCCACGUGAAAGAGUAGCAAAAGGUGUAAGGGCGCAGGGAGCAGAAGUGAGUGUCUAGCGGCCCCCCCCACGGAACAGUAGCAGGACAGCUACGCAACAGUAGUGCAACCCCGCCGCUUAAGCAAAAUGAAAAAAAUAAAACUGAACGUCACGCGGGAAGAGGACAACCUGCAGAGCAACAUAUACUACGUGUGCGAGAAGAACAUACUAAUCUCACAGCUCAACCUGACCAUCAACUAUGACGAAAAUAAUAUGGAGGAAGACGAAAUUGUUGAGGAGGGUAAAGACACAGCCAACAGCCACAGGAAGGAUAAAACGGAAAAACAACACAAAGGAAUUAACAUAAAAAUAUCCUACAGUGAUGACCUGAAUAACCUAUACCUAAACAAUGUGAUAAAUAAUUUGUAUGAUUACAUUUUUGAAAACAAAGGGAAUAAUUUUAAGAUACAUAAGAACCACCGAUGGCAGGUUUUUAUAAAUAUAUACAUUUAUGAGUACACACCAUUUAUAUAUGACCAUAUAUGCAAUGUGAUUAAUGUGCAUUUGUCUCUUCUGCUAAUCCCCUUUUGCUUCUACGACUUUGAUGAGAAGUGGUACAGGUGUGUUCAGAAUUACGAGGAGUUGAAUCGGCUGCUCUCAAGGGGAAGCUCCUUCCAUGACCCUGCGGAGGGGGGAGGAGAAGUCCCACCUGACAUCAUAAUUUUAGAUAGAAAUGAACAAAACAAAAAGAUUAUAAUAAACCAACUGGAAAAUAACAAUUUUGAUUUGUUUGUUGAGAAAAAAAAAGGGGAAACCGCAGAAGGGCUAUUCAAAAGAGUACUCAUAAAAUACAUCCCCAUUUUGCGAACAGCCAAUGUGGAUGACCAACUUGUGUACGUAAUUAAGUUUGUGGAGUAUGAAGAAUUUCUCUUAAGAACAAAAAAUAUAGAUGAAAGCAUUUACAAUAAUAUAGUUGAGAAACAUUCCUUUUGGGACUUUAAAAAAAUGACCUCAUUUGAUAGGCUGCCCUGUACAAAUAAUGCAGACAAAUUUGACGUGCACGAAAAUUACUACAUCCUCUUUAAUGCGAAUACCGCGACUGUUGAUGAGAAAAGCAUUUUGGAAAACUCCAGGGAGACCAUCCAGUUUUAUUACGACUUCAUCGUCAAUUAUUGCACGAGUUAUUUCUCCGCCCAUUUUGUGAAGUGAGAAGGGGUGGUAGCUCCUCAGUCGUUUCCCGUAGGUGCGACAAAUGGCGUAAUCAUAUGGUCAAUGUUCGUGUCGAUUCCUUCGCGCGAUUGAUCUUCACCUAUUUGAGAGCACUUGUUCUGAGAAGCUCCACAGUUCCUGCGGGGUGUGCACAACGGAGGCGUUGCAAUGUAGUGUGUG
Molecule: messenger RNA, 1968 nt
Organism: Plasmodium vivax (malaria parasite P. vivax)
Lineage: Eukaryota; Apicomplexa; Aconoidasida; Haemosporida; Plasmodiidae
Exons: 1
Coding region: 727-1788 (353 amino acids)
Source: RefSeq, a predicted model, not a curated record